This is a messenger RNA of Cladocopium goreaui, 526 nucleotides long. NCBI's taxonomy places the organism in Eukaryota, Dinophyceae, Suessiales, Symbiodiniaceae. The record is from the annotation of a GenBank genome assembly.
GCUCGAUGUGGGUUAGGGAGUCCGGAAGGGGAGCAUGAACCAGUCCACCAAGGAGACGCCGCAGUACCAAACUUUGAAGCGGAUCCAAAAGACCUUCCUGGUCCGCUGCAACGAAUCCUUGACGAAGAUCAUUCCUGGCAAUGGAGUACGCCCUGCAAGCCAGAUCAGGCGCCUCGAAAAGCAAUUGAAGGAGAAACGGGAAGAGCUUGGCAAGCUGGCGGAGCAGGAGUUGCUGAGUCAUAUGGCCAUGGCUGGAGCCAGGAAGAAGGCCGCUGAACAACAAGAAGUUGCCAAUAAGCGGGCGAAGAUGGCCGAAGAGAUAAAAGAAAUGGAAAGGCAGCUGAACGAGCUGGAACUGCGGUGAGUCUGUGACGCUUUGAUUAUUGGCACUUGAUGCGCAACUGCAUCUGCCACGGAUUGGGGUGUGAGGGUGCCCUGUUCCCAAGCUGAACGCCACAGAUGUGGCAGAGAUAACGCCAUCUCCGGAGCGUCUAAAGACGCGAGAUGCUGUGAAUGGUUUGGAUAU